Striga asiatica is the source of this 2466-nucleotide messenger RNA. The record is from the annotation of a GenBank genome assembly. NCBI's taxonomy places the organism in Eukaryota, Viridiplantae, Streptophyta, Magnoliopsida, Lamiales, Orobanchaceae.
AUGGGUUGUGCACAAAAUUCCGACACAACAAUCACCAAAUUUCUCCCUAUACUAUUACUCAUCUUCCUAAUCAAUCUAUCAAAAUCAUCAUCUCAAUCACCUUCUUCUCCACAAAACAUCCAAACUUUUUACCCAUUCUCCCCACCACCACCGCCAAUUCUCCCUCCAAAUCCACCCACCGAUCGGACACCAACCGCCGCCAAUCCGCCGCCGCCGCCGCGCCGGAGCUCUUCGAGGGCGGCCGUCGGGCGGGCCAUCGGGGCAACCGCCGCCACCACCAUAGUCUUAUCAGGACUCCUCUUCUUCCUCCUUCUCCGGCGAUCUCGCCGGAAAAGAUCACCGGAGGAAGUUGUUGUCACGGACCCGAUCAACGCCUUCACAACGAGGUUCAAUGGGAAUAUAAAGGGGCUGAUCGUGGACGAGAAUGGGCUCGACGUGCUCUACUGGAGGAAUAUGGAGGAGGGAGGAGAAAACUUCACGAAAAAGUAUUAUAACGGUGAAGCUGAGGAGGAAGAAGAGCAGGAGAAGAGAAUUGUGAGUGGUAGAGAGAGAAAGUAUAGCAAUAAUAAGCCUCCUAAACAGGAGGUUCCUUUGCUCAGAGGAAAAUCCUCCACUUCCCAAAGUCCGAUGUGGGAUCAAGUCAUGACCAAACAAGCUAAUAACAUCUCCUUCAACGCAAUUGAAAAGCAAGGCUCAAUUCAACUCACCAAACCAGAAACAGCGGUGGAGAAGACUCCACCACCACCACCACCACCUCCGCCACCAAUGCCACCACAAACGGCGGCACCACCACCUCUGCCGCCAGCACUGCCAAAUAAAAUCCCGAUGGCCCCACCUAACAAGCGCUCGUCCUCCACCGGACAUAAAAACGAGCAAGUGAAGCUCAAGCCAUUGCAUUGGGACAAGGUGAACCCAAACGCAGUCGACCACUCCAUGGUUUGGGACAAAAUCGAUAAGGGCUCUUUCAAAUUCGAUGGUGACCUAAUGGAGGCACUCUUCGGCUACGUCGCCACAAACCGGAAAUCCCCCCAAAGGGACGACCGAUCAUCACCAAGCCCAAGCAGUCCCGCAAAAUCAGGCCCACCCCCACAAAUCUUCAUCCUCGACAAUCGCAAAUCCCAAAACACAUCAAUCGUGCUCAAAUCUCUCGGCGUCACACGCAAAGAAAUUAUAGACGCACUAAUCAACGGGCGAGGCCUGAAUCCCGAUACAAUCGAGAAGCUCGCGAAAAUAGCACCAUCAGACGAAGAGGCGUCCCAAAUCACGGCCUUCAGUGGAGACCCCACGAGAUUAGCAGACGCCGAGUCUUUUCUCUAUCAUUUGCUCAAGAGUGUCCCGUCUGCCUUUGCACGCUUCAAUGCCAUGCUCUUUAGGUCGAACCACGAGUCGGAAAUAAACUCGGUCAAAGAGUCGCUAAAGUCGAUCGAGCUGGCUUGCAACGAGCUGAGGUCACGCGGGCUGUUCCUGAAGCUUCUAGAAGCUGUGCUGAAAGCUGGUAAUCGGCUGAACGCAGGAACGUCGAGAGGGAAUGCACAGGCUUUCAAUUUAACUGCUCUGAGGAAACUGUCGGACGUUAAGAGCUCAGAUGGGAAGACGACCUUGCUCGAGUUUGUGGUUCAGGAAGUUGUCAGGGCUGAGGGGAAAAGGUGUGUUCUGAACAAGAGUCGUGGUGGAUCGAGCAAAACGAGCAGCCAGAGGAGCGAUUUCUCGGGAAGCCAGAGUCCGGAACAGUCUAAGGACGAUCGUGAGAGAGAAUACAUGAUGCUCGGAUUGCCCGUGAUUGGCGGAUUGAGCGCUGAAUUCUCGAACGUGAAAAGGGCUGCGGCUUUGGAUUACGAUUUCCUGGCGAAAUCGAUGGCGGCGUUAUCGGAGAAAGUGAAUUCGGUGCGGGAAUUGGUUUCCCGUUGUGGGGACGGCGGAGGGUUUGUGCGGGAGAUGAAGGGGUUUCUGGACACGGCGGAGUUGGAGGUGAAGGUGAUGAGGGAAGAGGAAAUUAGGGUAAUGGAGGUGGUGAGGAAGACGACGGAUUAUUACCAGGCGGGGGGUUUGGAGGAGAAAGGGGGGGAUGGGAAACUCCAGCUGUUCGUUAUAGUGAGGGAUUUUCUGGGAAUGGUGGAUAGGGUUUGUGUCGAGAUCGCGAGGAAUGUGCAGAGGAGGAAAUUGCCGGCGUCCUACGCGGCCGGCGAGUCGUCCUCGCCGGGAUCGCCGAGGGUUUUCAGGUUUCCGAAGUUGCCGGCGAACUUUAUGUCGGAUAAUUCGAAGAGCAGCUCGGACAAUGAUUCCGAGGUAAAGUGAUGAAAUUGAGAGGGAGACGGAGUCGCUGAGGGUUUGUAUAGUUAAAAGGGAAGGAUGUUUGAGAUACUGAAAUGGCUAUGGGUUGGUUUUUUUUUUUCAUUAUUUUUUAAAUUGUAAGAUUCUUGUUUGUUAUUAGAUUGCAACUGCAUACAGAAAUGAACAGGAUUUUUU